UUGAUGACGUAGAGCGCAAGCGGUAGUCAUUCACGAUGGCGAUCGACUUGAAGAAGAACAGGGAUUCCUUGCUAAAAACCUACAACGACGUUGUAAAUGAUAAAUCAGAAACAACAUGGGCUGUUUUUGGAUACGAGGGCAAUACUCCUGUGCUGAAGGUCUAUGAAAGUGGUGAGGGAGGUAUUGAAGAGAUGACCGAGGAACUGAACAGUGGGAAGAUCAUGUAUGGCUACUGUCGUGUGAAGGACCCCAACACUGAUCUCCCCAAAUAUGUGCUCAUCAACUGGCAAGGAGAGGGUGCUCCUGAUUCCAUGAAGUUAAAGUGUACCCAACAUUUACGGGAUGUCUCAAACUUUGUCAAGACCAUCCAUGUGACGGUGAAUGCCCGUACAGAUGAUGAUGUCAUUGAAGAUGACAUAAUCAACAAGGUUGCAAAGUCUUCUGGUGCUAACUACAGCUUCCAUAAGGAGAAGGCAAAACCCACUGAAGCCCCCAAACCUGUGGGCUCUGUUUAUCAGAAAACCGUGGCAGCCAAAGACAUCAAGACUUCCUCCAGAGAUAAGUUCUGGGCCAAAACAGAGGUAGAGGAGAAGCAGAGACAGGAGGAAGAUAAGCAGAAGAGGUUAGCAGAAGAACAAGUGUUGGAUACGGCGAGGAAGGAGAGAGAGCUGAAGGAGGCCAAGGAGAGGGACCAGAGGAUGCAGGAGAAGAUGAGGGCUGUACACGAGCAGAAGCGGGCUGAGAAGGAGGCUGCCACAGUGGACCGUGAGAACGAGAAGAACAGAUGGGAGAAAGAGCAGCAAGAGUUAUACAAGGAUGAUGAGCAAAAGAGGAAGAGAAGCGAGUCCCUGCGGAAAGAAAGAGCGCAGGAGGCUGCUGCUCUUGGAUCUUCCACUGGUAGUGCGAGAGACUUCUUCAAACAGAAGAGUGUGGAGAGGCCGGACGACGGCCCCCGAAAGGGACCACCACCUCCUAGGAAAAUCCGUCAAGGUUUAUGGUCUGGAGGGGACCAGGAAGAUGAGGAGCCACAGAGAAAGCAGCCAAUCAAAUUGCCCACUGAAGAGCCGUCUUCCCCACCCCCUAGUAAGCCAGUUCGAAAGUCUGAUCCAGAACCAGAACCAGUUUAUCAACCAGAGCCAGAACCAGAACCAGUUUAUCAACCAGAACCAGAACCAGAACCAGAGCCUGCACCUCAGCUACCUGAAACCAGGAACUUGUUACAACAGAAUCUGCCCCCAAGACAAGACUCAGAUGAAGAACAGGAAGAAGAUCAGAACUGGGAUGAGCCAUCAGGGGAGGAUUUCUCAACAUCAGCUUCCACGGGUCAGGUGAUUUCCCAGCAGUCUGCUGACAGCGAGCCACGUGUCAUGGAAGAAGACGAUGUGGAAUACGACACCGCUGGGAACGUCCAGGCUGGGGGAGACCAGGGAGUCACUGCCAUUGCAUUGUAUGACUACCAAGCAGCUGAUGAUUCUGAGAUAACCUUUGACCCUGAUGACAUCAUCACGAACAUUGAGCAGAUCGACGACGGCUGGUGGACUGGAACAGCCCCCGACGGCGCGUCUGGCAUGUUUCCCGCCAACUAUGUGGAACUCAUUCAGAAAACAAAUUGAAACAAUUGUUUUACAAGGAGUUAACAGAAUCAUCUUGCAGUAUUUAAACAGUGUAUUCCCCAUCAUUGUCUCAGUAGCGCUGGAAGGGUCGUUGGGGUACGUAUCUAUAGUACCUGUGCCGACAAUGACCAUUUCAGUCUCAGUAGCUGGAACAGUGAUUUCUCAAAUACAAGUCAUCAACUGAAGCUCACCUUGUUAUGUGUAAUGUUACCCAGAAUUGCACAGAUUCAAAGGUGUGUUUUUACAGGUUUGAAUUUAGAGAAAUUAUGAUACAAAAGUAUGCUUUAUUAGGGGAACUGGCCCCGAUUUCUCGAAACAAACUUAAGUUAGUUUUAAAUUUCAAACUGAGUUUGACAAUUUGAAACAGCUGAAUUUUUAACUCAACUGCAUUUAUAAAUAAACAAGCCAAAA
Haliotis rubra (blacklip abalone) is the source of this 2024-nucleotide messenger RNA. RefSeq names its product drebrin-like protein A. Gene Ontology annotation, molecular function: actin filament binding. Gene Ontology annotation, cellular component: postsynaptic density; cortical actin cytoskeleton; plasma membrane. The transcript is spliced from 13 exons. Bases 36 to 1613 code for a protein of 525 amino acids. NCBI's taxonomy places the organism in Eukaryota, Metazoa, Mollusca, Gastropoda, Lepetellida, Haliotidae. Gene Ontology annotation, biological process: regulation of actin filament polymerization; positive regulation of axon extension; neuron projection morphogenesis. The record is from RefSeq and is a predicted model, not a curated record.